CACGCUCCUCGCGUGGCCGCUGAGGGGCGGCCGGGCCGGGGGGGGGCUGAGGGGGAUCCGGUGGGAUCCACUGGGAUCCACUGGAAUCCACGGGACUCUCCGCGCCCCCGUGGUGGUGUAAAAGGCAGAGUAACGGCCGCCGGCAGGUAGAGCCGGAGCUGCGUGGUUGUGCCGGCUUUGGGAACGGGCGGCCCCGAGGCUGUGGGGGACCCGGAGGGUGUAACCGGAGCGUGAUCCUGAGGGCAGGGGGGAAGCUCAGCCGAGCUGGUCCAGAAUGGCAAAAAAGAAUGUGCAAAGCAAAGAAAUGAAGGAGGAGAAAAGGAAAAAGCUAAAGCAGCGUGUGGCCCCAAAGGGAGAGCUGGAGUCAGAAACUGAGCCAAAGAAAGUGAAACAGAGCCUGCAGGCCACAGAUGAAGAAGAUCUUACCCCAGAAGAAAGAAGGAAACUGGAAAGAAAAUUGAAAAAAGAGCGCAAGAAGGAAGAAAAGAAGCUGAUAAGAGAAGCUGGAAUCUCUACUAAAAAAGAAGAGCCUAAAAAGCUGUCAGGAUCAGAGCUGGCUCUGGCCUAUUUAACCAGCUGGUCUAAAAAUCCAGAAGAAUGGAAGUUUCAAAAAACAAGACAAACCUGGCUUCUCUUGCACAUGUAUGACAAAGAGAAGGUUCCAGAUGAGUAUUUCACUAUUUUACUGGAUUAUCUGCAGGGACUUCAAGGCAGCGCACGAGACACAACUGUGCAGAAAGCUGAAGCUCUUAUGAAGGAGUUGGAUGGGUCGGAUGAAGAAGACCCAAGCAUGGUGGAGAAGAGCGAGCGAAUACGACAAGUUCUGCAACUGCUGUCCUGAGAAUGUUUUUGAGUCUUGAUGGUUGUCUGGUGGAGAGAAGGAUAGAAUGUCAUACACAGAUACUACAAAUCAGUUGUAAAGACAUAUUUUGAUAAUGAAUCUUUAUACUAAAUUUUCAUAUUUUGCAAUUGUGUUUUCCAACUGCAAUUAUUUAUCAUGUUUUGAGGUGAUGAAAUCAAAACAGAACACCAUAUUGGAUCCAUAGACAUGCUGUUUUGAUUAAAAGUAAUCUUACUGCGCAUCUCUAGAAAAAUAAACCUCUCUUUCUUGUUAGAUUUUCUCCACUUCCCCAUGUAAUUAAUGUUAAAUAAGAGGAGCUUUGCAGUUCUUAAUAAGAAGAGCAAAGCAACCAACAAAAGGCCUGGAGGUUCUUUUACAAUGGCAGCUUUUAAAAUUAACAUACAGUACAGUGCCUGCUCAGCCAGCUGUAAUCUAUCACUUUCAGCUUUAGAAGUAUGUCAUUUGGAUUUGGGAAAGAUCAUUUUCAGUCUGUUGAACACGGGUUGUAUAACACAGUUGCUUAUUAGUACUUCACGCAGUGAUCUGGAGAUACCAUCAGCUUUGUUAGUUUUCCUUGUAUAUUUUAAAGGUUUCAAAUGCUUUAUGGCAAUUGUUUAGAUAUUCAGAUAAUGUGCAGAUGGGGACAGAUCAAAUCUUUCGACCACAUGUAGUGAAAUCAUCUGAUUGUACAUAAACUUACGCUGUGAUGAGAAGUGCCAUGCUGCAACUUUUUGUGUAUAGCCUGCCAAAGUUACAUUUUUUUUCUUUCUCUUGUAAUUGGCAUCCAAAAGAGUUUAUUUGUGUUCAUUUGCUUUGACAUGGGACAUUUGUCUCCUGUGAAUAUGCUGAAAAUGAGGCUUUCAAGUAAAAAACAAGGACAUGAAUUACUCAAAAGUUGGAUGAUUGGCUUAUUUAGUAACACUUGUCUUCAGACAGUGUUCUUGACCCGAUUCUUUAAUCUUUCUGCAAACGUUGUUCUUGCUUUAUUACUAACAACAGUAUGAAAUGUAUAGUAUUUUGGAAGAGUAGCUGUCUUUGGGAAUUACUGCUUUAAUUUGGGUGGGUGAAGGAGGGGAGAAUCUAUGGAUAUACUGGCCUAAUUUUUCAAUAAGCAUUUGAGUAGAUUUGACAGCCCUCACAGUCAUGGAUUACCACAAAUCUUUAAAAGUAUGAAAUGUAUUACUAGUAACAAAUAACUUAUGCUUUCUGACUUAUUAAAGAUGAUGUUUUCAGCUGAAAAAGACUAGAGAGCAGCAUGCCCUGCUUUAACACAAUAAUUGCGAUGGAGUUAACACAACCGUGAGCAGACUGCAGCAGAAGUGACCAGCCUCUGUCAAGCUGCUGAUGGCUCAAAAGCAUUUCAGGAUGACAGUUGGAUGUGGGCUGUGGAGCUAGCUCCCUCGGAGGAUGCAUGCAGUGUCAAAGCAGGGAUUUCCAAAGGGCUAGAAGAAAGGAUGGCACAGGUACAAUGCAGAAGGAAGGAAGACGUUCAGACAGGUAUGAGGGAAGAUCACAGAUGAGUUGAUGCUCUCAGUGAAGAGUAAGCUUGGGCAAAUGAGGGGAGAAAUGGCAGAAGUAUAAGACAGAAAUGCAGGUUUUCACAAAGGUGAGUGAGCUCACUUGGAGGACCACCCUAAUAUUGUAGCUGUCAAUUUAAAUGAUCUCGUUUCUUCCCAUGUCCCUUUUGCCUUCUCUUUUUCUACCACUGGUAAGGUCACGAGCUGGAAAGAUCUUUCUGAGUCCUAAGGCUAAUAGAACUGAGUUUCCAGUGCAAAAGUCAGUGAAAAGGGUCUGUAAUAAAGGGAAGUGAUACUGACA
Oxyura jamaicensis (ruddy duck) is the source of this 2659-nucleotide messenger RNA. RefSeq names its product chromosome 14 C7orf50 homolog (gene CHLSN). The coding region runs from base 275 to 841 and encodes 188 amino acids. The record is from RefSeq and is a predicted model, not a curated record. The transcript has 5 exons. Lineage: Eukaryota; Metazoa; Chordata; Aves; Anseriformes; Anatidae.